GCCGAACUGCCCGCAGCCGACCAGCUCAAUGCGCAUGCAUCAUCGAAUCGAGUAGCACCACGUCGGUUCACAACAUCUCCCCGUUCCUUUGGUAUUGCCGCAACGAGGUUCUUCGAUCGACCUUUCCGUCUUCCCCAGAGUUCCCAUUGUUAUUGUGCGAUCAACACGACCAUGGCUCCCACUAUCCCUGCCACGGGGACACCUUCGGCCCCAUUACCACCCGAUUCGUCGCUGUGGGAUCGCAUCUCGACAUGGGUCUCGGAGCACAAGGCCGUUGUCUACACUAUUGCCGGCGUGGCCGUUGUCGUCACCACGGCCGGUGCUGUUUACUACAUCCGCAGCGAAUCCAAGGACACAGCACCCAGGCCGAGCAAGAAGGAGAGGCGGAAACGGAAGCAGGCUGAGCGGGAAGCAGAAGAGAAGGCAGCGGCGUCAGCAAAGCAGGCCGAGGCUGCUGCUUCUGCGGCCAAGACUGCCACGGUUGAGACCGCCGACGAGCUGCCCGAGAUCGACGAGAACACCGUCCCGCGACUUUCGGAGCUCGAGCGCAAGGAAUACGCCCAGAAGCUGAAGGAGGCCGGGAACAAGGCGUACAAUGCUAAGGACUUCGAAAAAGCCAUCGGUCUCUACUCCAAAGCUAUUCUUUGCAAGCCCGACCCUGUCUACUACUCCAACCGUGCCGCCUGUUACAACGCUCUCAGCGAAUGGGAGAAGGUCGUCGAGGAUACCACGGCGGCCAUCAGUCUCGACCCCGAGUACAUCAAGGCUCUGAAUCGCCGCGCCAAUGCCUACGAUCACCUCGGCAAGUACAGCGAGGCUCUUCUCGACUUCACCGCGAGCUGCAUUAUCGACGGCUUUAGGAACGAACAGAGUGCCCAAGCAGUGGAGCGGCUGCUUAAAAAGUUGGCCGAGUCGAAAGCGAAGGAGAUUCUGCAGACCAAACCGGCGAAGCUCCCGAGCUCUACAUUUGUUGGGAACUACCUCCAGAGCUUCAGAGCCAAACCGCGCCCUGAGGGCCUGGAGGAUUCGGUGGAGCUGUCGGAGGGGACCGGAAAGGGCCAGCUUCAAAAGGGUCUGAAGGCACUGGAGAGCAAGACCGGCCCGGGUUACGAGGAGGCUGCGGAAGCCUUCGACAAGGCUUUGGAGCUGGGAGACCUGGGAGAGCAUGAGGCGUACGCGUACAACCUGCGUGGUACCUUUCGCUGCCUCAAGGGCAAGCACGAGGAGGCGUUGGCGGAUCUCUCGAAGAGCAUCGAGCUUGAUCCUGAGAUGACGCAGAGCUACAUCAAGCGGGCGAGUAUGAAUUUGGAGCUUGGUGCUCCGGAUAAAGCAGAGGAAGACUUCACAGCUGCCUUGGCGAAGAACGCCGAGGAUCCCGAUAUUUACUAUCACCGUGCUCAACUGCAUUUCAUCAAGGGCGAAUUCGCUGAGGCGCAGAAGGAUUACCAGAAGUCGAUUGACCUGGAUCGCGACUUCAUCUUCUCCCACAUCCAGCUCGGCGUGACCCAGUAUAAGAUGGGUUCCAUUGCUUCGUCUAUGGCCACCUUCCGGCGAUGCAUGAAGAACUUCGACAAGACGCCGGACGUUUACAACUACUAUGGCGAGCUGCUCCUGGACCAGACCAAGUACCAGGAGGCCAUCGAGAAGUUCGACACGGCCAUCGAGCUCGAGAAGGAGACUAAGCCCACGUGCAUGAACGUGCUGCCGCUCAUCAACAAGUCGCUUGCGCUGUUCCAGUGGAAGCAGGAUUUCUCAGAGGCUGAGAAGCUCUGUGAGAAGGCCCUCAUCAUCGACCCCGAGUGUGACAUUGCCGUCGCCACCAUGGCCCAGCUACUCCUCCAGCAAGGCAAGGUGACAGAGGCGCUCAAGUACUUUGAGCGGGCAGCUGAACUCGCCCGGACCGAAGGUGAACUGGUCAAUGCUCUAUCGUACGCAGAGGCGACAAGAACCCAAAUCCAGGUCCAGGAGAAGUACCCGAAGCUGGCCAGCAAGCUGCAGGGCAUGGGCCAGGGCGUGAUGCGAUAAAGCGUCAUUACACUCCCGCAAUGACCCUUCCGUUAGAAGAUGAUUCAGGGGGAAAAGAAAAUCAAGCAGACUGCCCCAUCCACCGGCGAGUCUGUCGGAGAUAUGUUGAUGUAUAUAAAGAACGAACCACAGAUGCAGCCCAUAACUGGGUUGACCU
Molecule: messenger RNA, 2182 nt
Organism: Chaetomium strumarium
Lineage: Eukaryota; Fungi; Ascomycota; Sordariomycetes; Sordariales; Chaetomiaceae
Exons: 4
Coding region: 172-2025 (617 amino acids)
Biological process (GO): protein import into mitochondrial matrix; protein insertion into mitochondrial inner membrane
Cellular component (GO): mitochondrial outer membrane
Molecular function (GO): protein-transporting ATPase activity; protein binding
Source: RefSeq, a predicted model, not a curated record